CUGGGGGAAUCAGAAUGGCGGAUAAUCGUGACACCCUUUCCACGUAGUGUUUAUAGAGUUCAUCUUCUUCUUGGGGUAACACCAGCCCCCUCCAGGUUUGAAGAUUCCUGCAGAUAGUUGACUCAGUCUGUCUCAGUGUCUGUGUGUAGCUGAGUUCGAGUGCAGCGUGUAUACUACAAACGUAUUUAAAAGGUGCAAGUAGAGAACGGUUGGAAUAGAAGAGUUUGAAAUCAAGUUUCCAUCGACUCAUAUGUAAAUAUGGUCGACCAUACCAGGGAGUCUGAAUUUGGUUUUCAUCAGUCGGCCUGUCCUGCUGAAGAAAGGCUUACAGCUCUCAUCGCUUGCAAGGAUAUGGAGAAGGAGAAUAAGAUGUAUGACGAGUGGGCUUUCUACUAUGACGAGGACAUGAAAGCUCUUGGUUUUCAAGGAUACGGAGUCAUGGGUAAAAGGAUUUCCGAGCUUAUUGGCAACAAGAAUGCCAAGAUCUUAGACAUCGGAUGCGGUACCGGGCUCUUUGGGAUGGAGCUUCACUCACUUGGAUACAACAAUAUUCACGCUGCAGACGGAAAUCCCAAUAUCUUGGAGAAAAGUCGUGAGAGAGGGGUCUAUACAGAACUUAAACAGUUCAUGUUGGGCUCUAACCUCAUUGCACCUUACGAAGACGGUGCAUUUGAUGCAGUGGUAGCUAUCGCCGUUUUGGGACCAGGGGCAGUGGAUCACACUGCAAUGCCGGAGAUAAGCCGACUGGUUGCGACAGGUGGAUAUUUGAUCCUGUUUAUACGGAAGUCAAGGCUAGAGAUGGAGACAGAACGCUUCAACGUCAAAGCAGUGUUCGAAGAGUGGGUCGCGAGUGGAAAAUGGGAGAGACUUAGUGAUAUCAGCUCGGUUUACUACGCAGGUACUGACGGGGUGGACAAUGAUGACCGUGUGGUGGAGCGUGAUGGCUUCAUCGUUACCCUGCGAAAGUUAAUCAAUUGAAAAUCGUACCAGUGGCGUUUAUCCAGCGUAGAAUUGGGGGGGGGGGGGGG
Molecule: messenger RNA, 1028 nt
Organism: Strongylocentrotus purpuratus (purple sea urchin)
Lineage: Eukaryota; Metazoa; Echinodermata; Echinoidea; Camarodonta; Strongylocentrotidae
Product: methyltransferase-like protein 27
Exons: 5
Coding region: 259-978 (239 amino acids)
Molecular function (GO): S-adenosylmethionine-dependent methyltransferase activity
Source: RefSeq, a predicted model, not a curated record